This is a messenger RNA of Neltuma alba, 1773 nucleotides long. RefSeq names its product G2/mitotic-specific cyclin S13-7. Gene Ontology annotation, molecular function: cyclin-dependent protein serine/threonine kinase regulator activity. NCBI's taxonomy places the organism in Eukaryota, Viridiplantae, Streptophyta, Magnoliopsida, Fabales, Fabaceae. The record is from RefSeq and is a predicted model, not a curated record. The transcript has 9 exons. Bases 124 to 1476 code for a protein of 450 amino acids. Gene Ontology annotation, biological process: mitotic cell cycle phase transition.
AGCGGCCAAGGAGAGGGAGAGAGAAAGAGAGAAGGAGAACAAUCUCUGAUUUCAGAGGGGGGUUUUUCACUAAACGUCGUCCUCGCUUUUACCUCUGGUACUUCGCACUUCUUCAAGUUCGAAAUGGCGACAAGAACCGUUGUUCCACAACAAGCAGUCAGAGGGGAGGCAGUAGUUGGAGGAGUAAAGCAGCAGAAGAAGAAUGGAGCGGUGGAGGGAAGAAAUCGCAGAGCCCUUGGCGACAUAGGAAAUCAGGUCCCUGUCCCUGCUAGGGGUAUAGAAGUCGUCAAGCCCAACCGUCCCGUCACCAGGAGCUUCCGUGCCCAACUGCUUGCUAAUGCCCAAGCUGCUGCUGAAAACAAGAAACAGGCUUGUGCAAAUGUCGGUGGACCUCCUCCUCCUGUUCUCGAUGUGGUUGCUAAUAGAGCCGCCCCUAAGCCUGCUCAGAAAAUAGUCUCUGUUAAACCCAGGAAUGAAGAUGUUGUUGAAAUAAGAUCUGAAGAAGAAAUUAGAAAGGAGAAGGCUGCGAACAAGAAAAAAGAAGGAGAUGAAAAAUCAAAGAAGAAACCACACACUCUCACCUCAGUACUCACAGCUCGAAGCAAGGCAGCAUGUGGUGUGACCAACAAACCAAAGGAGCAGAUUGUCGAUAUUGAUGCUGCUGACACCGGUAAUGAGCUUGCAGCCGUGGAAUAUAUUGAAGAUAUUUACAAAUUCUAUAAGCUAGUUGAGAAUGAGAACCGUCCUCACGACUACAUUGGCUCGCAGCCUGAGAUUAACGAAAAGAUGAGAGCAAUAUUGGUUGAUUGGCUCACAGAUGUCCACUCCAAGUUUGAUCUUUCGCUGGAAACUCUUUAUCUAACUAUCAACAUAAUAGAUCGAUUUCUUUCAACCAAGAUCGUGCCAAGAAGGGAACUCCAACUGGUUGGCAUCAGCGCCAUGCUCAUGGCUUCCAAGUAUGAAGAAAUCUGGCCCCCUCAGGUUAACGACUUUGUUUUCCUGUCGGAUAGAGCUUACACUCAUGAACAGAUACUCGCAAUGGAGAAAACCAUUCUGGGCAAGCUGGAAUGGACUCUGACAGUACCCACACACUACGUGUUCUUGGUUCGUUUUAUCAAGGCAUCACUCCCAGAUGAGGAGCUGGAAAACACGGUGCAUUUUCUUGCUGAGUUAGGACUGACGAAUUACGGGACAAUAAUAAUGCACAGCCCAUCGAAGGUGGCGGCGUCGGCAGUGUAUGCAGCUCGGUGCACUCUGAACAAGAGCCCCUCCUGGAACGAGACGCUUGGUCUACAUACGGGUUAUUCAGAAGAACAACUCAUGGAUUGUGCAAGAGAAUUGGUGAGGUGUCACUCCAUGGCUGGGAGUGGGAAGCUGCAGGCAGUGUACAGAAAGUACUCAGAUGGGAAGAGAGGAAUGGUGGCGCUGCUGCCGCCGGCUAAGAAUCUCUUACACUUGGGGGAAGAAGGAAGAUGAACACACAUGACUGUUGAAAUGUGCAAUAACCAUUUGUUAUUGUUCUUCCCUUAGCCCUUCUGCCUUUUCUUAUGAGAUUAUGUUAAUUAUUAUUCUCAUUGUUUUCGUGAGAUUGACCCAUUGGGUUUCAUGCUCCUAUUAUUUUUGUCGCCCCAGACAAGAAAUGUUUAUUUGAUGAUUUGUCAAGGAGCAUGGUUAUAUCAGUGUGUGUAAUGAUUAACAAUUACAUGUUUACUCUAUGCGGAUUAUGCGGAUUUUGAGUUCAAUGUAUGAACGUAGAUACUAAAUUAUGAAAUU